Pseudo-nitzschia multistriata is the source of this 1916-nucleotide messenger RNA. The record is from the annotation of a GenBank genome assembly. Lineage: Eukaryota; Bacillariophyta; Bacillariophyceae; Bacillariales; Bacillariaceae.
GACUUWAAUGCGCUCAAAAGUCGAAAGAAAAAGACUUCGAAACAAAUAUUUGGGAACAGCGACAUCACUCUUAUUUUCAAUCAAAGGCAAACAGCUAGCUGAAAGGUAUUCAUCAAUAAGAUCAAACGAAAUAAAUCGCCAUGAGGCGGAAACACGAAAGAAACAGAAAUUCGAUGUCUUCCAACGAUGCGGACUACGCUGCGGGAGGAAUUGCUGUUCCGCUUAUAACGAAAGCACCCGAUUCGACUGGUGGAGAAUCGCUGAUUACUACAACUUCUGAUAUCGAAUUCUACGAAGAUCUCAUCUCCGAUCCUGUCCUAGUCUUGGGUGUGGACAUAUCUCACCUAUCGCGGACGGGACAAUUUGUUAUUUGUGCAUCGGGGGUAUUUUUCUUCAGUUUGUUGUAUGGGUAUUUACAAGAACUUUUAUCAGUCCAGCUUUGCAGCCGGCAGCUUGGUCUUUACCUAGCGAUGGUGCAAUUUACGGGAUACACUGUCCUUGCCUACAUACUACGGAGCUACGUAUAUCGAAAACAAAAUAAAGGAAAAGCGACAAGGGCUAGAAAUUCGGUAGCCUCGUGUCAACUGACCGUGCCGUUUAAGCUCUAUCUUGGAUUGUCUCUGCUACGCGCUGUUGACUUGGCUAUGACUAACUUAGCGAUGCAAUAUAUCAAUUAUCCAGCGAAGACUCUCAUGAAGUCAUCCCGUGUAGUUUUCACCAUGAUAUUUGGUGUCUGYAUCACCAAUAAACGGUACAGUAUCACGGACUACACAAUUGUUUUGUGCAUGGUUGUUGGGUUGGCAAUUUUUAUGCAUGCGGAUGCAACUUCUUCUGCUGUAUUUCAACCUGCAGGUGUCAUCAUGCUGGUACGUGAGUUAUUGUUUUGUACGCUGUUUUCGUGUUCGAGGUUUUUGUUUCUUGAUUGAGCUGACGAAGUGCCCCAAACCUGAAAAACUCUUUCCGAAUUCUUCAUAUUUUUUCUUUUUCGAUGUCAUAGACUGUAUCCUUGAUGUGUGACGGAGCUAUUACGAACAUGUCUGAAAGUAUAAUGAACAAAUACAACGUAGGACAAGAUGAAUUCAUCUUUCGAAUGUACAGUAUUGCCUUGAUUGCAAUUGUUGCAGCUGCUGCAGCGAAGGGUGAUUUGAUAGAAGGUAUGGCAUGGAUAAUGGAACCUGGUACAUACGAGGAGCAACAAAAUAACGUUCCAUUGGACCAACGAUUGUGGAGUUCUUCCGGAAAAAUCACUGUCAUAGUUUUGUUUUCAUCGAUGGGUUUUUUCGGAAGUUCCUGCGCGGCAGCCAUAACAAAACAAUUUGGUGCUCUAUCMAUGUCCAUUACGUCGGUGUCUCGAAAAGCUACCACGCUCUUUCUAUCCUUCUUACUGUUUGACAAUGAAUGCACCUAUCAACAUGUAGUCGGAAUCAUAAUAUUCAUUUCUGCCCUCACUGCAAAAUCCGUACGAAGAAGGAACAAGAGACGAAAGCAAUCCCUUGCCAGCGGCGACUGGGAUCGAAGAGUUUCCACCCUAGACCUGGAAAUGGGUGGAUCUGGGAGUGGUUCAAAUAGUGAAAAGCACGAAAAAAUGUCUCGAGCAUCAUCAUAUAGUUCCAAUGACAGUUAUGAUACGAUUGACUCAGCAGACAAGUUCKUAAGUCGGCGAAAAGUUUCGUCGAACCAUACGACUAUUAUUGAACGAAGUCCCAAGGUAUCAAAACAUCGAUCGCGGUAUCAUGUUGUAUAGACUUUACUAUUUUUAAAGCGUGUAUGGACCCACGCUUUUGAAAACAUGAAUGUAUGAAUACAUGAAUUCAAAAAUUAAUUCUAAAUUUCCCUAUUUACACCCUCUGCCAUCCAUUUCUGUAAUUGGAAAAGACGAUCGUCAACGAAUACAAGAAUAAUAUAGGAUACAGUCG